Messenger RNA from Misgurnus anguillicaudatus (oriental weatherfish), 2522 nucleotides. NCBI's taxonomy places the organism in Eukaryota, Metazoa, Chordata, Actinopteri, Cypriniformes, Cobitidae. The record is from RefSeq and is a predicted model, not a curated record.
AAAUGCGGUAUUAUUUUCAAUUCCGUGUACCCACCCAGCCCUUGGGUUAUAUCAAACCAGAAAAUGUUUCUGUAUGACUCAAGCUUUUAAAACAACUCAGCAUAGGUUGAAUUGGGUUCGUACCUCUUUGACCCAACACUGGGUUGAACAACAUAAAACCAAAAUGUAUUUUGGUGAUGAUCUGGACCUGCCCUGGUGGAAUAGGUCAGUUUCUCCCAGGCCCCUGUGCUACACAGUUUCUGUUAAAGCUUGCUGAAGUUGUGAAUGGUCACCAGCCCCUGGCAUCUGCAUGUGUGCCUGGAUCGUGCUUUAUGUCUGUGGGCCUGAACUUCGUCACUCAGCUGUUUUGAGUGGGGAAAAUAAAGGGGCACCGACACAAUGGCCUUGUUCUCUCUGCGUGCACAUCCACUGUGCUAACCCGCUUGGAAACGCUCCACUAUGGAGUGGCUUUUGAUCGCCCUGGCAACCUGUUUGCUAGCCCUCUGCCCUGUCAAAGUCUGGUGUAUUUAUGGAUCCCAACAUUGUUCUCAAGGGAACGAGUGGAGGUUGGAAUAUGAAGAAGGACUUAGUCAUUACAGCGAGGAGGCCCUCAGAAAGGAGUUUCCUGAGAAGACUCGUCCAAUCAGUUUCAAACACCCACCUUUCACAUGUCCUGACAUGAGCCCUUCUUCUUCUGUGCCCACAUCAGUUGAACUGGUGAAGGCGGCAGAUAUCAAAGUGAUUGCAGCUCUUGGGGACUCUUUGACGACAGCCAUUGGUGCAAAUGCGACCACAGUUCUUGGCAUACCUAUUGAAUUUCGACACGUGUCAUGGAGCAUUGGUGGCUAUGGAUCCUUUCAAGACGUCAUUACACUUGCAAAUAUUAUUAGACUAUUCAACCCUACUUUAAUUGGACCCGCCCCAACCCAGACUGUCCAUGGAACUCCAGCGCCUCUGUGUGAGACAGGAUUUAAUCUGGCUGUAACCGGACAUAACACCUUUAAUCUUCCUGAACAAGUCAGACAUUUGAUUGACACACUGAAAACGUACGAGGAUAUAAACUUUGAUGAGGACUGGAAACUCUUGACCGUUCUUAUUGGGAUGAAUGACAUCUGUGAUUACUGCAAAGACAAGUCCCUUUUUUCAGUGGAGAACUUUGUCCAUUACAUGACCGUGUCCUUGGAGAUGCUGAGGAAUGAGGUUCCUCGAAUGAUAGUGAAUGUGGUUCAGAUACUGCCCAUGGAGACCCUGAGGGAAGUACAAAAGCCCACCCCAGGAUGUCUGCUUCAAAGGUCAUUUUGCUCCUGUCUGGUAAAGCCUGCUGCUGGAUCCGCUGAUCUGAAGGAACUGAUCGGAGUCAACCUGGAAUUCCAGAAUGCAUUGGAGAAGUUACUGUACAGUGGCCGUUUCUUUAAGGAUGACUUUGCUGUAGUUUUGCAGCCGUUCCUCAAACACGCAAAUCCACCAAGACUCCCCAAUGGGAAGAUUGACAUGAGCUUCUUUACCCCUGACUGCUUCCACUUUACCAUAAAAGGACACGAGGAGCUGGCCAAGGGACUCUGGAACAACAUGUUUCAACCUGAGGGGGAGAAGUUCAUGGUGGAGAGCUUUUCAAACCCUAUUGAGCUCAGUUGCCCCCCUGUGGGUCAUCCUUACAUUUAUACCAGACCUGCAAAGACUGUGAUACCACGGUCAUCUGUCAACAGACCAGCAGCUCUCCGUCUCAUGCUUGUCUUGGCUUUCUUUCAACUCUGGUUGGCUGUAAAUCUGGUCUCUUUGUAGGAUGUCCAUAUGGAGUAUUAUGGUACAUGAUGUCUGCCCAACUCCAUGUUCUACUUGGCCUGGAUCACUUAACAAAAUGCAGGGUUGUUUUUAACUCAUGUCUGGGUAAAUAUUGAAUAGAACAAAAAUUACCUAAUGCUGUGUUGCUGUUACCCAACCAUGUGUUGACACGACCCAGCAUUGGGUAAUUGGGUGUGUUUUGUCCAACGUUCACCCAGCCAUGGGUUAAAAACAAUUUUGCAUUUUUAGAGUGAAAUCAUUUUUUUGAAGACUGCUUGGAUUUUAAACAAAUGUGGUUCUAUUUAGAGACUUCAGGGUAGUCUGUAAAUCUGGAAAAUGAGUAAACAACAAAAACAAAAUUAUGCUACCACUUUUAAUUGCUCUAUAAUCUGUUCAAUGGACAGCAAAAUGAACCCCUCAGAAUGGAAAAGUGUAUGCUAACCUGAUAACCUUUUCUGAUAUACUUAACCAAAAUAGCACAACAGCAGAUGUGCAGCCACAUUUAGCUCUGUGUAAUGGUGCUGUAAUCAAUUUAAGGAUGUAAGGUAAUAGUGUAAGCCAAUUCAAGCUGGUUUGGACAAAAAUUGCCAGAGGUUAAACUGUAAGCUUGUUAAACCUCUGUGGAUACUGGAAUUGAAUGUUGGGUGAUUGUUUUGCUUGUGACAGCUUGGUGAAAAGGUUUUAUUGCCCAAGUUCUUUGCUUUGGAUGCUGCAACAAGAGAAGUGAUUUAAUUCUUCUCAAAUAAAGAUUUUAGAUGGGA